AUGGCAGCUACAGCCAGAGGAGAGCGUGAGAUGAUGGAAAGAGCCUCUAAAAAACUAUCAGAGACAAAGGAUCCACUAGAGAGGUUGCGUCUCCAGUGUCUGUCACGCGGGGCCAAAGGCAUCAAAGGGCUUGCAAGAAUGUUCCGGAUCAUUGAUGAUGAUGCGAAUCAUAAGAUAGACUUCAGCGAGUUCAAGAAAGGUAUCCACGACUACGGUAUUGUCAUGGAGAUCAACGAAGUGAAGUCACUGUUUCAAAGUUUUGAUCAGGAUGGAAAUCAAAUAAUUGACUUUGAUGAAUUUUUAAGAUGUUUACGACCACCCAUGUCCCAGGCCAGGAAGAACAUCAUAAUGCAAGCUUUCAGUAAACUGGACAAGACCCACGAUGGAAUUAUCACAAUUGAAGAUUUGAAAGGAGUUUACAAUGUCAAAAAGCAUCCCAAGUAUCUGAACGGUGAAUAUACAGAGGAUCAGUGUCUACAGUUGUUCUUAGAUUCCUUUGAUUCGGACAACAAAGAUGGUCAGGUCACCAAAGAAGAAUUCCAAAAUUAUUACUCUGGCGUUAGUGCCUCAAUAGACUCAGAUGCUUAUUUUGAUCUGAUGAUGAGGUCAGCAUGGAAGCUGUAGUUAAUAUUAAUUCACUGGGUGUAGACCAUACAGCCGAACGGACGAUGGAUGAUGGACAACCAAGUAUUUAAAUGAGUGAGUGAGUUGGUGAAUGAGAGAGUGAAGGAGACACACAGACAAGAAAGAAAGAGAGAGAGGGAAGGAAGGAAGGAAGGAAGGCAAGGGAAAGAAAGUGAUAGGGUGAU
Messenger RNA from Octopus sinensis (East Asian common octopus), 809 nucleotides. Its product is annotated as calcyphosin-like protein. The transcript has 4 exons. Gene Ontology annotation, molecular function: calcium ion binding. The record is from RefSeq and is a predicted model, not a curated record. NCBI's taxonomy places the organism in Eukaryota, Metazoa, Mollusca, Cephalopoda, Octopoda, Octopodidae. Bases 1 to 624 code for a protein of 207 amino acids.